This is a messenger RNA of Ostreobium quekettii, 327 nucleotides long. The record is from the annotation of a GenBank genome assembly. Lineage: Eukaryota; Viridiplantae; Chlorophyta; Ulvophyceae; Bryopsidales; Ostreobiaceae.
AUGGUCCCUACUUUGCAAGAAGACAUCAACAAGUCCGGUUCCUUGUUGACCCCAAAGGAUUGCUCUGGUCCAUGGGUUGGAACUGCUUGGGGAUUUUUUGGUGCUCCUUGGAAUUUUUCUUGCUACUUCCUCAUGUGCAUGUGCAUGUUUGCCAGCUUUGUCUUUUCCACAUCAUAUUCUGUGGUGGUGCACAGUGGUGGGGAAGGGGCCUCCACUUUGGGUCGAAGUCCAGGCUGUGCAUGGAAGAAGUGCAGAUGUAGUUUUGGGGCGCUUCAUAUGUUUUACCUCAUAGCAAAGCAGAAACGAGAUUAUAGUGUGGAGCUUUAG